AUGGCUAUAAAAGCCAUACUAGAACCGAUUGUAGAGGGGAGGGGAUCAAUGGUUGUUUGGGUUGUUUUAACCCCAAAUCCGGGCUCUACUCAAGAAGAGAAGCGAAAAAGGGCCUCGGAAGAUUUUUCGCCCACCGUGGACGGCGGCACCACCGUCGGUGGUCGGUGGCCUGUGACCGGCGUGACUGUUGAUGGCCGGUCCGAUGACCGGAGGAGGGGAAGGGUUGAGAGAGUUGAGAGCCUUCUCUUUAUUUUGAAAAAUGAAUGUAGGGUGGUUGAAGAUUUGGAGGUGGCAUUGCAUGACGAUGAACUCCGGGUUGAGCAGCUCAAGGUGCAAGAGGAUUAUCUGAGGGGAGAGCUACAUCAGGCUAAAGAACAGAAUAAAAUGAGGGAGCAGAUGCUAGAGGCUCAGAGAAACAUGAUGGUUGAAAUGGCUCAGUUGCUAAGAGCCACUGAUAAAGGAAAAGCUCCCAUGGCGAUCACUGAAGAGGAUAAUGAAGGUCCUCCUCUGGGUUUUACUCUGCCUCAUGUGCUCCUGCAAACCAAAGCACCUCCUAAAAGGCCAUCUACCUUAAUGGUGAAGAGAGGUAUACUGACCUCUAGAAAAGGAGGAGAAGGAAUAGAGAACCAUUGUGAGUUCCAUGGGGAAGUGGGUCAUAUGAUCCAAAAUUGUGAAAAGUUCAAGGUCAUGGUACAAGGCCUUAUAGUUAACAAAGAGUUGCAGGUUUCUGAAGGGAAUAAUGAGGAGGGGUCGCAAACUAGGCCCAAAAUAGUCAUCCGUAAACCCAAUCCUUUCCCUUAUAAGGAUGACAGGAGGGUGCCAUGGAGCUAUGACUGCAAUAUAACAAUACCUGAGGGGGAGAGUAUAGCUAGCGCAUCCAGGGGCAUGCAAAAUAAAGGUUCUCAUACACAAAGUGGGAAACGUUAUGACGGGGGGAAUAUCAUAGUAGAGCCCUCAAAGACGAAAGAUGUUGAGGCUGAAAGGGAGAAGGAGACUAAAGUACUCAUCAAUGAGCCAGUAAAGGAGGAAGAGGCUAAGGAGUUCCUAAAAUUCCUGAAACAUAGCGAGUAUAGCAUGGUCGAGCUGUUGCACAAGCAGCCGGCGCGUAUAUUAAUGUUAACCCUACUCUUGAAUUCUAAGGUGCAUCGAGAUGCGUUGUUAAAGCCGAAGUUCAAGGUGCCUGAUUUCGAAAAAUACGAUGGCAUGAAAUGUCCAAAGGCGCAUCUUGUCAUGUUUUGUCGAAAAAUGACUGGUUACGUGAAUGAAGACCGGCUACUCAUACAUUUUUUUCAGGAUAGUCUAGUAGGAUCGGCUCUUUGGUGGUACAACCAGCUUAGUAGGGAAAGGAUUCGAUCUUGGAAGGACUUGGCAUCAGCAUUCUGUGAGCAAUACAAACAUGUAUCGGAUAUGGUACCAGACCGAAUGAUUUUGCAAAUGAUGGAGAAAAAGCCAUCAGAAACUUUUAGACAGUAUGCGCAGAUAUGGAGGGAUGUCUCAGCCCAAGUGGAACCCCCAUUAACAAAAACGGAGAUAACCGUUCUUUUCAUCAACACUUUGAAAGCACCGUUUUAUAACAAACUAGUAGGAAGUGCCACGAAAGACUUUGCGGAUAUUGUAAUAUCCGGUGAGCUUAUAGAGAAUGCCGUUAAGAGUGGUAGAAUGGAAGGUCAAGAAAGUUCAAAAGGAAAAGCACCAAUGCAUGUGACCGAAGAUGAGUAUGAAACUGUACCUGAACAAGAAGCUAAAAAGCCUGUGGACGAGGAAGAAGCACAGGAAUUCUUAAAAUUUAUCAAGCACAGUGAGUACAAUGUGGUAGAACAAUUGAAUAAGCAGCCAGCGCGAAUCUCGGUAUUAUCUCUGCUGUUGAAUUCUGAACCACACCGGAACGCUCUGUUGAAAGUGUUAAAUCAAGCUUAUGUGGCAAACAAUGUAUCCGUUGAAAAACUGGAUAGGUGGGUGAACAACUUAAAUGCGGAUAAUUUCAUUUCUUUUAAUGAUGAUGAAAUACCGCCCAAUGGUAGAGGCUCAGUGAAAGCAUUGCAUAUCACAACCCGUUGUAAGGGCUAUAUAAUACCGAACGUGCUCAUCGACAAUGGAUCAGCACUCAAUGUCAUGCCUUUGGCCACACUUUCCAGGAUUCCGAUGGAUUUGUCCUAUCUAAGGCCCUGUCAUUCUACAGUAAGGGCAUUCGAUGGAACAAGACGAGAAGUCAUGGGAAAAAUCGAGAUCCCUCUAGAAGUGGGUCCCUACAUAUACGAUGUUGAGUUUCAAGUCAUGAACAUCACACCAUCAUACAAUUGUCUCUUGGGAAGACCUUGGAUCCAUUCUGCUGGAGCAGUCCCAUCAUCCCUCCAUCAAAAGGUGAAAUUUAUCAUGGAUGGUUGUUUGGUCACUGUCGAGGGAGAAGAAGACAUUGUCGCAUCUACCUUUCCUGAUACGCCAUACCUUGAACUAAGAAUGGUGGAACAAGAGGAUAAACAGAUUUCACCUCAUCAAGAAUCUGUUGAAACAAUAAAUCUGGGAACUGAAGAAAGGAAGCAAGAAGUGAAGAUUGGGACUUCUAUUUCAGGGGGCACCAGGCAUAAUUUGAUUGCUUUGCUCCGUGAGUACAAAGAUGUAUUUGCAUGGUCAUAUCAGGACAUGCCAGGAUUAGAUGAAGAUAUAGCGGUCCAUAAGCUCCCAUUAAAGCCAGGAUGCAAGCCCAUUCAACAAAAGCUAAGACGGAUGAGACCUGAAAUGUUGUUGAAGAUAAAAGAGGAAGUCAAGAAGCAAUUUGAUGCUGGCUUCCUACAAGCAUCCAAAUAUCCAGAAUGGGUGGCUAAUAUAGUCUCGGUGCCAAAGAAAGACGGCAAAGUACGAAUGUACGUGGAUUAUCGUGACCUGAAUCGAGCAAGUCCUAAAGAUAAUUUUCCCUUACCACACAUUGAUACCUUGGUGGAUAACACAUCAAAACAUUCAUUGUUUUCUUUCAUGGACGGAUUCUCGGGGUAUAAUCAGAUUAAGAUGGCCCCUGAGGAUAUAGAGAAAACUACCUUCGUAACAAUGUGGGGAACAUUCUACUACAAGGUGAUGCCAUUUGGGUUAAAGAAUGCUGGGGCAACAUAUCAAAGGGCUAUGGUGACGUUAUUCCAUGACAUGACGCAUAAAGAAAUAGAGGUUUACGUCGACGAUGUGAUUGCUAAAUCCCGAGGGGAAGAAGAACAUGUAGUAAACCUGAAAAAAUUGUUAGACAGACUGAGAAAGUUUCAGCUAAAGCUCAAUCUGGCCAAAUGCACAUUUGGGGCUACCUCGGGAAAAUUGCUUGGCUUCAUUGUCAGUGAAAGAGGUAUCGAGGUUGAUCCAGAUAAAAUAAAAGCUAUUCAAGAGUUACCACCUCCACGCACGCCAAAGGAAGUUAGAGGAUUUUUAGGGAGGUUAAACUACAUCGCCCGAUUUAUCACUCAACUUACCAACCAAUGCGACCCAAUCUUUCGACUCCUUCGAAAACAUAAUCCCGGAGAAUGGAACGAGGAGUGCCAAGUGGCUUUUGACAAGAUAAAACAGUAUUUGUCUAACCCUCCAGUGCUAGUACCGCCAAUGCCCGGAAGACCAUUGAUAUUGUAUUUGACUGUGUUCGAGAAUUCAAUGGGUUGCGUACUGGGGCAACACGACGAGUCAAGAAAGAAAGAAAAGGCGAUCUACUACCUCAGCAAAAAGUUUACUGAAUAUGAGGCAAAGUAUUCGUCCAUAGAAAAAUACUGCUGCGCUCUGGUUUGGGUAGCUCGGAGACUUAGGCAAUAUAUGCUGUAUCAUAUGACAUGGCUAAUUUCAAAGUUUGACCCAAUAAAGUACAUGAUGGAAUCACCCGCACUCUCAGGAAGAAUGGCACGAUGGCAGAUCUUACUAUCAGAAUAUGUCAUUGUCUAUGUGAGCCAAAAGUCGAUAAAAGGGAGUGCAAUAGCUGACUUCUUAGCAACUCGAACAACAGAGGAAUACGAGCCAUUGAAAUUUGAUUUCCCAGAUGAAGACUUGAUGGCAUUACGGAAAAAAGAAUGCGAGUCACCAAAAGAGAAGUCAUGGAAGAUGAGCUUUGAUGGUGCAUCGAACGCAUUGGGGCAUGGGAUUGGAGCAGUCUUAAUAUCGCCAGAAGGGAAUCAUUACCCAUUCACUGCCAGGCUGAAUUUCUUCUGUACCAAUAACAUAGCGGAAUAUGAGGCAUGUAUAAUGGGACUCCGUGCAGCUAUUGAACGAAACGUCAAAGCUUUAGAGGUAUACGGAGACUCAGCCUUGGUGAUUUACCAAGUCCGUGGAGAUUGGGAAGUGAGAGACUCAAAACUGGUUAAAUACAGAGAUCUAGUGGCAGAGUUGAUUAAAGAAUUCGAAGAAAUAACUUUUAAUUACCUCCCACUAGAAGAAAACCAAAGCCGAUUGGCUGAUGCCCUGGCCACUUUGGCUUCAAUGUUCAAAGCAAACAGGGAAAUAGAAAUAAUGCCUCUUCAAAUGAGCAUAUAUGAAGUCCCUGCACAUUAUUUCAGUAUUGAGAAAGAGCCAGAUGUACAGCCAUGGUUCCAUGAUAUCUUAGAAUACAUCAAGAAGCAAAGGUAUCCCGAGCAAGCAAAUGUGAACGACAGAAGAACAAUCAGAAGAACGGCAGCGGAAUUUAUUCUUGAUGGGGACAUCCUAUACAAAAGAGGAAAAGAUCAAGUGCUCUUGAGAUGCGUGGAUACAGUUGAAGCCUGAAAAAUACUUGAAGAUGUCCAUGAAGGAAUUUGUGGAACACACGCUAAUGGUUUCACUAUGGCCAGGAAGAUUAUGAAACUCGGUGCUGUCACACUCGGUUAUUACUGGCUGACGAUCGAAAGUGACUGCAUUAGUUUCGCAUGGAAAUGUCACAAAUGUCAAAUUUAUGGUGAUAAAAUUCAUGUAGCUCCUUCGCCCCUUCAUGUCAUGACUUUUCCAUGGCCGUUUUCGAUGUGGGGCAUAGACGUUAUAGGGCCUAUCUAUCCAAAAGCUUCUAACGGACACCGAUUCAUUUUUGUGGUUAUUAAUUACUUCACAAAAUGGAUAGAAGCCGCUUUGUUUGCCAACGUGACGAAGACUGCGGUUUGCAGGUUUUUGAAAAAGGAAAUCAUUUGUCGAUAUGGUUUGCCUGAAAGAAUCAUUUCAGAUAACGCCUUGAAUUUGAACAAUAAGAUGAUGAAGGAAGUGUGUGAGCAAUUCCAAAUAAAGCAUCAUAACUCCUCACCCUAUCGCCCAAAAAUGAACGGAGCUGUUGAAGCAGCCAAUAAGAAUAUUAAAAAGAUUAUUGGGAAAAUGACCGAGACAUAUAAAGACUGGCACGAGAAGCUACCAUUUGCUUUGUAUGCAUAUCGUACAUCUGUACAGACAUCUAUGGGAGCAACUCUUUUCUCUCUGGUCUAUGGAAUGGAAGCUGUGCUACCCAUCGAAGUUGAGAUCCCCUCUCUACGAGUCUUAAUGGAAUCAAAACUAGAAGAAGUAGAAUGGGUUCGAGCUCGAUAUGACCAGUUAAACCUUAUUGAAGAAAAACGUUUGAAGGCAGUCUGCCAUAGACAGAUGUACCAGAAGAGAAUGAUCGCGGCCCAUGACAAGAAAGUAUGACCAAAAGAAUUCCACGAAAGAGAACUCGUGCUGAGAAAGAUUCUCCCAAUACAAAAAGACUUCCGAGGAAAAUGGGCGCCAAAUUGGGAAGGUCCAUACGUCGUAAAGAAAGCAUUCUCGGGCGGUGCUUUGAUUCUCACCGAGAUGGAUGGGAAGGAGUUACCGAAUCCAGUGAACUCAGAUGCUGUAAAGAAAUAUUAUGCUUGA
Molecule: messenger RNA, 5805 nt
Organism: Gossypium arboreum
Lineage: Eukaryota; Viridiplantae; Streptophyta; Magnoliopsida; Malvales; Malvaceae
Biological process (GO): DNA integration
Molecular function (GO): RNA-DNA hybrid ribonuclease activity; nucleic acid binding
Source: RefSeq, a predicted model, not a curated record